Molecule: messenger RNA, 2392 nt
Organism: Callorhinchus milii (elephant shark)
Lineage: Eukaryota; Metazoa; Chordata; Chondrichthyes; Chimaeriformes; Callorhinchidae
Gene: epdr1
Product: ependymin related 1
Exons: 3
Coding region: 360-1031 (223 amino acids)
Biological process (GO): cell-matrix adhesion
Cellular component (GO): extracellular region; lysosome
Molecular function (GO): calcium ion binding
Source: RefSeq, a predicted model, not a curated record
UUUAUUUCGUAAACAGAUUUGAAGUUAAAAAAAAACGUAGCAUUUUAAGCCAAGUGCACGUUCCCUCCUUUUCUCAGCGCGGUCCGAAAAAGCACUGAAAGCCGAACUGGGAGACGGACCGCGCGUGAUGUUGGGCUACUGUGUGGGGCGGGUGUUGGGCGGACUUUGGGCUACAAAGCGGAGUGAGUGCAAGUCUGUGGGCAAAACCGCUGCAGCCGCCGCUGCUGUGUGUGUGGGUGAGGCCCGGGGGUCACUGUGGCCCACGUGACCCGCCCGUCACACGAGAGGGACGGCGAGCAGUGGAACGUGUUUUUUUUGAAACGCAACGGACCCAACCGUCAACCGCCGCCGCCGCCAUCAUGCAGUCACGGUCGCUCUCCGCCCCCCGCCUCCUGCUGCUCCUCUGCCUGGCCACCCCCGGCGGCGCGUCCCCGCCGCAGCCGGUCCUGGGCCCCAGCCCGGGCCUCGCCUCGCAGCCCGUGCCGUGCCUGGCCCCCGAGCAGUGGGAAGGCAGGGCCGUGGUGUACGACCACAACACGGGCAGGAACAGCCGCCUCCUGCUCUCGUACGAUGCCAAGAGCCGGCGAGUGCGGGCGCUGGAGGAGCAGAAGGGGCACUUCCCCUGCAAGAGAUUUUUUGAGUAUAUCUACCUGUACAAGGAGUCAGUACUCUUUAAAAUUGAGCAGAAGACUAAGCAGUGUUCAAAACUGCAUCUCACCGAUGUAUGGGAUCCAUACGAUAUUCCUAAUAACUCUACCUAUGAAGAUCAAUACUAUAUUGGUGGACCAGGAGACCAGAUUGAGGUUCAAGAGUGGUCAGACAGAAAACCUGCUCGGAAAUUUGAAACCUGGGUUGGAAUAUACACAGUUAAGGACUGCUAUCCAGUGCAAGAAACCUAUACCAAGAGCUACAGUGUAACAACCUCAACCCGCUUUUUUGAUCUGCAACUAGGAAUUAGUGACCCAUCUGUGUUCACCCCACCCAACACCUGCCAGGCAGGCAAUCUAGAGGAGAUGAGCGAUGGUUGCUGACCGUAAAGCGCUGGCUGCAGUACAACCACCAUUUAUCAAUUGUUUCUGUUGCGAUGGACCCGUUGCUUAAAAACCAUCAGUUGUGCCACCUUCUCUUGAAUGCUGACGUGCCCGGGAACUGUCAGGACACCUCUCUGCGGGGGUUGGAGUUCCCUUAUAUACAAAUAGCCUGUUGAUUGAUGUGUUGUUUCCAAGAAAAAAAGGAAAGGUUGUGCUUGCAGCUGCUGCAGUCCAUGUAUAACCCUGCCCAAGAAGAGGUCUUCAGUAUGUGUGUAUACACACUGCAAAGUCCAUCUGUUAAUUAUCUGCCAUGCCGUUAAUAUAAGUUUAACAAAUACUAGAAUUCAAUUGUGAUUGUGAUCGCUCAUCUUUGUGUUUGGCAACAUAAAAUAUUUAGUUCCACCUAAAGAAUGAGGAUUAGAAUACUGUAAUUCCUUUACAAUUAAGCUUAGAGUAAAUACAAAUAUGUAAUCCUUUAAUGAUGAUAUUUUGAUUUUCAUAGCAGACUUUUAAAAAAAUGUUAUGAAAAUCAAAGUGGAAACUUGUGUUGCUAUUAAUGAGUUAACCCUUCAAGUGUUAACAGGGACAGGAAGCUUCAGCUCACCCUGUGAUGCUGAAAUACUUUAAAAUAUUGUAAAAAAAAGACUUCUACCUGUCAUAACUUUUCUUUUCCUUGUACACUCUUAUUUCUAAAUCUACCUUUAUUAUAAACUUUUAACACUAACAUGUUUUCCCAGUAUAUUUUGUCACUAUUUUACCAAGGAGCCCCACAUAGAAAAAUCUGUCUACUGGUUGAAUUCAAAGAUGAUAUAAUCUGGCAAUUAAUACUCAGAACUGUAAAGAUUUGUAUUGCUAUGCUUGACCAGGACAAGUUUUGACAUGUUUUAAAGCUUUAACACAAGAAGUAUGAUCUAAUUUGUGGAGCAAGCACCACAUUGUCUCCUGAUGCAAACAUGUCUGUGACACUUGAGGGUUAAUGAGUAAUGCAUUUGAAAGCUUCACCUCAAAACCAGAGUGAUAAAGAGUCACAUUGAAACUUGAAUAUCCUGAGAGGAAAUGUUAUAUCACUGUAGGCAUUGAGGUACCCAUCUUUCUAGCUCAUUGAUCUGCUUUAUUCUAAAUACUGUCCUGUAUCUCUAAAAUUCUAAAGUAGUGAGAUUUACUGUUUUUCAAAUAAAGUGCAGGGUUGAUGAAAUGUUUAGAAAUGCUGUUGGUUUCAACUGGGAGGAUUGUGUUUUAAAAUAAUAACUCUGAUGGAGAUGGAUUUCUUUGUGAGUUAAUCUGUCAGAGAAGUUUGCUGAGUAUUUAAUUCUGUCAUGCAAUAGCCUGAAUCUAUGAAAUAAACCUUCUCCUAGACUAAA